GGCAGCGCAUCAUUAGCAAAGGAGCAAUUAAAACUUGGGUAAUCAGAUCCCUCCAGGUGUUACUAUGUCUUUCUCUGAUGUAACUGUUGCUGUUUUGUGUUUCAGCAGGGUUCACCAAUCAUGGCAAGGAGGGCCUUGAAACUUGCCUCCCUGGCAGCAGCUGCUUCUGGCAUCUAUCUGUAUGGCAACAAGUUCAUGGAUCCCAACGAUUUUGGAGUUGUUCGUGUGGGCCGAGCCAUUGCCACAACGGCAGUUAUCACCUAUGACUACCUCACCUCCCUUCGCAAUGUCCCGUAUGGAUCAGAGGAAUAUGACUUCCUCAAAUCACAGGUGCACCUGCGCUCUGCUGAGCGCCUCCGAGAGCUGUGCUGUGCCAACCGAGGCACCUUCAUCAAGGUGGGCCAGCACCUGGGAGCACUUGACUACCUGCUGCCAGAGGAGUACACCCGCACACUCAAGGUGCUGCACAGCCAGGCCCCGAAGAGCACCAGGCAAGAGAUUGAGCAAGUCAUCCGUGAGGAUCUCGGCAAAGAGAUAAAAGAACUCUUUGUGAGUUUUGAGGACACACCUUUGGGAGCAGCGUCACUUGCCCAGGUGCACAAGGCAGUGCUGCAGGAUGGGAGAACGGUGGCAGUAAAAAUCCAGCACCCAAAGGUCCAAGCUCAGAGUUCCAAGGAUAUUUUCCUCAUGGAGGUUCUUCUCUUGAUUGUGAAGCAGAUCUUUCCAGAUUUUGAGUUCAUGUGGCUGGUGGAAGAAGCAAAAAAGAAUCUGCCUUUGGAAUUGGAUUUCCUCAAUGAGGGCAGAAAUGCUGAAAAGGUUGCUCAGAUGCUCAAGAACUUUGACUUCCUGAAGGUCCCCAGAAUCUAUUGGGAGCUCUCAACAAGGCGUGUUCUUCUCAUGGAGUUCAUGGAAGGGGGACAGGUGAACGACAAGGCAUACAUGGAGAAGAAUGGCAUUGAUGUCAAUGAGAUCUCUCGCAACUUGGGGAAACUCUACAGUGAAAUGAUCUUUGUGAAUGGUUUUGUCCACUGCGACCCACACCCAGGCAACGUGCUGGUGAAGAAGUGCCCAGACUCUGGCAAGGCCUACAUUAUUCUCCUGGACCAUGGGCUCUACCAGGUGCUGAGCGAGUCAUUCCGCAUGGACUACUGCCGCCUUUGGCAGGCCCUUAUCAAGGCUGACAUGAAGAGGGUGCAGAAGUACAGCCGGCGGCUCGGGGCAGGGGAUUUGUACCCUCUCUUUGCCUGCAUGCUCACUGCCAGGUCCUGGGAAUCUGUCAACAGGGGAAUUGACCAGUCACCAGUCUCAGCCAGCGAGGAUGUGGAGAUCCGGUCCAAUGCUGCUGCUUACCUACCCCAGAUCACCCAGCUCCUCAACAAUGUCCCCCGCCAGAUGCUGCUGCUGCUGAAGACCAAUGAUUUGUUAAGGGGAAUUGAAUCAGCUCUGCACACACGGGCCAGUGCCAGUUCCUUCCUCAACAUGUCUCGCUGCUGCAUCAGAGCCGUGUCCACGUAUCAGAGGAGCAGAAGUCACUCGCUUUACAGGAGGGUCCACAUCUCACUUACAGAAGCACUGAGCCUAUGGCAGAUCAACUUGUAUGAACUCUUUCUGUGGCUGAAAGGGUCUUGUCUGGGGAACUGGGUCAUUGCUUUCCUGAAUCGGAUGCACCAUUCCACGUAACUGACAUGAACUGAUGGGAGAGGCUCAAGUGUUCCUGCCCUCACUUCUACUCUCCAUGGCACAUUUGCAUUUAUGACUGUUUCUUCUGUGGGCUAUUCUUAGGUCUUGCUCCUUGUUACAUGCUGCACUGUCCUUGCUUGUUACAACACUAGCUUUCUCUGUGGCAGCAAGAGGUGGAGUAGGUAUGAGGGUUCUGCUGCUUUAUAGUUUAGGAAAGGACGGUGUGGUAUACUGUGUGUCAGGGAAGGCAUAGUACUUUCUCUCCCCAUUUGAGCUGGGGAAAUUCCAUACAGAUUCCUGUGGUAUUGCACUGGAAGCAAAAGACUUUUCUAGGCUCUUUCUUAAACAAUCUUACAAAAUUUAAAAGAAUCACUGCCCUGCCUAGAAUACCCCAAAACAUUUACUUGACCCUCAAGAAGAGAGGGUCCAUCCCUUUAAAUUCCAAUACGAUUUAUUUUAGAUAUUGCAGAAUCUCCCUAGUCUAACUUCUGCUCAGAUGUGCAGAGAGUUUCUCAGAGAGAAGUGAGACCUUGUGGAGAGCUGGCAUUAUGGCUUCUACUUCCAGCACUAGGGCACCCUAAUGGUGAGAACAGUGGACUGGAAUCCUGGCUUCCUGAGGUUCAUCUCUUGUAUUGUCAGCAAGUGCCUGUGUGGUUUUGGACUUUUUCAGUCCUGUUUCCUUGCAGUUGGAAUGAAGAAGGAGACAGUGGUCUACCUUUUUUUUCAAAAUUCAGGGAAAGCAAGAGGGAGGACAACUCAGGGUUCUGAAACUGCUGGUAAUGUAUGUGUACUGUACAGAUGCUGCCACACAGCAAAAUAAAUGUUUCAUCAAAGACA
Molecule: messenger RNA, 2517 nt
Organism: Phasianus colchicus (ring-necked pheasant)
Lineage: Eukaryota; Metazoa; Chordata; Aves; Galliformes; Phasianidae
Gene: ADCK1
Product: aarF domain containing kinase 1
Biological process (GO): mitochondrion organization; lipid homeostasis; protein phosphorylation
Cellular component (GO): mitochondrial inner membrane
Molecular function (GO): protein kinase activity; ATP binding
Source: RefSeq, a predicted model, not a curated record